AUGGCAAAGAUAGAUGAUGAAAUUAAGGAAAUUAAAAAAUCUUCGGUCAAUAGCACACUUACUGAAACGGAAAAUCCCAAUAUUACUCCUGAAUCUGAUAUUUCUAACGACACUUCAAAUUCUGAUGAAUCCAAUAAUGCUUUUUUGGAAUUAUCUGAAAAUGUAGAUCAAGAAACUGGGACAUUAGUACC
Molecule: messenger RNA, 191 nt
Organism: Dentiscutata heterogama
Lineage: Eukaryota; Fungi; Glomeromycota; Glomeromycetes; Diversisporales; Gigasporaceae
Source: the annotation of a GenBank genome assembly